Molecule: messenger RNA, 951 nt
Organism: Astyanax mexicanus (Mexican tetra)
Lineage: Eukaryota; Metazoa; Chordata; Actinopteri; Characiformes; Acestrorhamphidae
Product: histidine-rich protein PFHRP-III
Exons: 1
Coding region: 1-951 (316 amino acids)
Source: RefSeq, a predicted model, not a curated record
AUGCAGAAAAGGCUCAAGCAGGCCAGACUCACGCAGACCAAACUUACGCAGACCAGACUCACGCAGAUCAGACUAAUGCAGACCAGGCUCACGCAAAAAAAGGCUCACCCAGACCAGGCUUAUGUAGACCAGUCUCACGUAGACCAGGCUCAUGCAAAAAAGGCUCACGCAGACCAGACGCAUGUAGACCAGGCUCACGCAGACCAGGCUCACGCAGACAAGAUUCAUGCAGACCAGACUCACUCAGACCAGACUCACGCAGAACAGACUCACGCAGAACAGACUCACAUAGACCAGACUUACGCAGAUCAGGCUCACGCAGACCAGACUCAUACGGACCAGACUCACGCAGACCAGGCUCACGCACACCAGGCUUACAUAGACCAGGCUCAUGCAGAAAAGGCUCACGCAGAACAGACCUACACAGACCAGACUAAUGCGGACCAGGCCCACAUAGACCAGACUCACAUAGACCAGGCAUACAUAGACCAGGCUCAUGCAGAUAAGACUCACAUAGACCAGACUCACAUAGGCCAGACUCACAUAGACCAGACUCACAUAGACCAGGCUCAUGCAGAUAAGACUCACAUAGACCAGACUCACAUAGACCAGACUCACGCAGACCAGGCUUAUGCAGACCAGACUCACGCAGACAAGAUUCAUGCAGACCAGACUCACUCAGACCAGACUCACGCAGAACAGACUCACGCAGAACAGACUCACGCAGAACAGACUAAUGUAGACCAGGCUUACGCAGAUCAGGCUCACGCAGACCAGACUCAUACGGACCAGACUCACACAGACCAGGCUCAUGCAGAAAAGGCUCACGCAGACCAGAAUCACACAGAACAGACUCACGCAGAACAGUCACACAGACCAGACUCAUGCAGACCAGGCUCACGCAAAUCUGGCUCACGCAGACCAGGCUCUGCACCCUUGAUUUCCAAAUGA